AUGGCGACCGCUUGUAUUCCUGGUGUAAAUUUCUGGUCCCAGCUAAGGUUGGAUCCGUCCAAGAAUGAAUGCGGAAACAGCAGUCAAUCGCCGAUUCACAUCCAAGUGAGAAGCACAAUAUGCGCCUACAUUCCGAUGAGUUACAUCAACUACCGUAAACCACUGCUGUCUCCAUCCAUCGUCAACAACGGUCACACCGUGCAGGUGUCCGCACCGCUCGACAGAUACCAUGGCGUAGGGCUGUCUCACCCAGCCUCAAGGUUCCGGUUUCUGCAGCUUCACUUCCACUGGGGAAACAGCUCGGCCAGGGGAUCCGAGCACGUCGUGGACGACAAUCACUACUGCAUGGAGAUGCACCUGGUGCACGUGAACACAAGAUACGAGACUGUUGAAGAGGCUUCGAAGCAUCACGAUGGAAUAGCAGUUGUCGCCGUCCUUUUUGAGAUGGACGUUUUUCGCAGAGUGCACGCUCGUGGCCAUGACAAUGGUACGACACACGACCUGGUAGACAAUUACCGACCACCGAUGCCCCUGAACGGCCGAUAUGUCCUGAGGAACUUCCUUUGUCCGCCAUUGCAGAAAGGACAAACCAAGGUGCACGCACCCGCGAGAACACCAGAUUCAGUCGAGGGUCAAGAGUAAUG
Ixodes scapularis (black-legged tick) is the source of this 644-nucleotide messenger RNA. RefSeq names its product carbonic anhydrase 15-like. The transcript has 5 exons. Gene Ontology annotation, cellular component: plasma membrane. The coding region runs from base 1 to 642 and encodes 213 amino acids. Lineage: Eukaryota; Metazoa; Arthropoda; Arachnida; Ixodida; Ixodidae. The record is from RefSeq and is a predicted model, not a curated record. Gene Ontology annotation, molecular function: carbonate dehydratase activity; zinc ion binding.